GCAGAAGCUAGUUUGAUUAUAAGAGUUGUUGAAGGCAGCCAGUUGCUUCCAAAACGUACCUUUAGGCUUUCAACAAAUAGUUAUGUCGAGGUUUGCGUAGCGGGCAUCGAACGUCUCGUAGCACUGCCUACUGCGGUACGAUGGAGUGCAUUUUAUUUCUCGUAUUCUGUUCUUUGCGAAUCCGUCAGCUAUACACCUAAAUAUUAUUAGCUUUUUUUUAUUCCAAGUAGCAUCAAACCUUCAUAAUAAAUGAUGUCCAAAAAAUACAAUGUCAAACUUUUCCACACUUCUGUCAAAUACCGAAAAAAAUAACAGUAUCAAAUCCGUCAUAGUCAUAAUACAUAUUGCUCCGCAACUCAAUAAAAAGUACCAGUGAGUGGCGUAGGCGGAGGUGAUGAGCUUCACCUCGAACACGAGACACAUCUGAUGACGAGCGCGGUGUUGUUGCAGGCCCUGGUGGCGCUGUGCACCGUGCUGGUGGUGCUUAUCCACCAGCAAUGGACCUGCGCCGGCCUCCCGGUCAGUACCCUCCGGCUUCUCGGUCUUGCUGCUAAGCGAACGAUCUCUGAUGACCAGCAAGUGGCAGGACAACCUCCCCACCUACCAGCCAAAAUAUUCGCGGCAGGUGUCGCUCCUCAGGCAAAGUAUGGGCCUGCGCAGACGAAGACGUGUCCGUGUGGGGGCGACUGGAGGCUGCCGUCGUCCGCGACGCCGUGGAAGCAGUGGGGGCGACAGCCGUCGUACAAGCGCGACCCCGACAUCAGCGUCGACAACGAGUGCAUCGGCCACUCCCCGCGCAUCCACUGACCUGUGCCCGCUGCCGCCAUACGUACACUGAACAUAAAUCCAUUCUACAUACAUAUAUAUAAUAGUCACUCAACUGUAUCAUGGUCUUGUGCAAAAAUGUCAAUAAAAUUGCUACAUAGGUAAA
Molecule: messenger RNA, 931 nt
Organism: Helicoverpa zea (corn earworm)
Lineage: Eukaryota; Metazoa; Arthropoda; Insecta; Lepidoptera; Noctuidae
Exons: 3
Coding region: 427-807 (126 amino acids)
Source: RefSeq, a predicted model, not a curated record